UCCCGACCCGGAGUGGGUGUGGCAUGCGUUAAAAUUAAACAUCAGUGACCGAACGAAGCUUAUAAAAUAGCUUGGGAGAAGCCAGUCAACAAGACCACACAUCUUAAAUUGGAUGAGUUUGCAUGUGGAAACUGCCUUCAUCUUGACAGAAAAGGUUCCAUCCAGAGCCCCAAGAUGAUGACUGCGCUGCUGCUGUUUUCUGCUCUGGCCAGCCUCUUCAGUGCCGCAGACGGACAAGCCUUUCACCUUGGGAAAUGCCCGACUCCUCCAGUCCAGGAGAAUUUUGACGUGCACAAGUAUCUUGGACGAUGGUAUGAAAUUGAGAAGAUCCCAGUGAGCUUUGAGAAGGGAAGUUGCAUCCAAGCCAACUACUCGCUAAUGGAAAACGGAAACAUCAAAGUGAUAAACCAGGAGUUGAGACCGGAUGGAACUGUGAAUCAAAUUGAAGGCGAAGCCACCCAGGCCAACCUCACAGAGCCUGCCAAGCUGGGAGUUAAGUUUUUCUGGUUGAUGCCAUCUGCUCCAUACUGGGUCCUGGCCACCGACUAUGAGAACUACGCCCUCGUGUACUCCUGUACCACAAUCGUCUGGCUUUUUCACAUGGAUCAUGUUUGGAUCUUGGGAAGAAACCCUUAUCUCCCUCCAGAAACAGUGACCUAUCUAAAAGAUAUCUUGACUUCUAAUGAAAUUGACAUAGAAAAAAUGACUAUCACAGAUCAGGUGAACUGCCCUGAGCCACUGUAAGAGGCUCUAAAGGGAACCUGCCUUCACUCAAUGUUACUUCUUUUGCUUUGCUUCCCCCAACCCCACCCUUCAUAAAGACAAACCAACCACGGCAACAUUGCAAACACCAGAGGGGAAAUUUGAAAGCAGAAGCCUGUGGAGAGAAAGUCAAGGAACGCUGGCCCAAACACUUAGCCAUGUACCAUGUUACCUUGCCAGUCUAAUAAUAAACUUGUUGCUGACUUGCUGUGCUCACAGUA
Prionailurus viverrinus (fishing cat) is the source of this 983-nucleotide messenger RNA. It is a transcript of the gene APOD, whose product is annotated as apolipoprotein D. NCBI's taxonomy places the organism in Eukaryota, Metazoa, Chordata, Mammalia, Carnivora, Felidae. The transcript has 5 exons. Gene Ontology annotation, biological process: lipid transport; tissue regeneration; brain development. Gene Ontology annotation, molecular function: cholesterol binding. The record is from RefSeq and is a predicted model, not a curated record. Bases 175 to 744 code for a protein of 189 amino acids.